CUCUUUCUACCUUCCCUCAUGGCGCUGCAAUAACAUCAGCAACCCUCAGACAUGGAACCUCUUCUCUCCCGUCUAGCCAUCCAGGCCGCGCCACGAAUACCCCGGUCCAGCUUCACCCUCCGUCCGCACCGCCCAACCCUGUCACUCUCAUCAAGAACACCCCGCCUGUUCUCCACGACCAUCCCUCGUCUCCUCCCGAAAGAACGCAAAAUCUACGACACCAAAUCCGCACCCGACUCCUCCUUCUCCCGACCCGCCGCCGAGCUCUCCCACAAUGUCACCCAAGACGAGAAAGACCACUUCUCCCGCGUGGAGUCCGAGAGCAAACAGAUGCAAGCCCGAUCGCCAUGGACGCGCGAAGGGAGUGAUGUCCCACCCGUCCAUCGACCUCGCUCCGCCGGCGCCAUGACGAAGGGCAAGCUUCUCACUACACCAUCGCGCAUGUUGAAGCUCGUACUGCCACUCACCACGAGAGAUAAGAACGAGGACCGGAAAGAUGUGGAACCGUUGGCUCUACUGGUACAUCCUCAGCAACCUCUAUCUUAUUUGGAGAGGUUGAUACAGAGUGAGCUACCAUUCUUCUGGGAUGAGAAGAAGGGGAGGGAGAGGCCGCCGGAUGUGGUGUUCCGCGCGGAGGACUCCAUGGAAGACGAGACUGGGAAUGAUGUGGAGGACGUUGUAGUCGUGGAAGAGGAGACCGUAGACGACAACGCCGACGAAACAAUGGUAGACGGCAAGCGGGAGAAGACCGGCAAGAUCAGCGGCGGCGGCGGCGACAAGAAAGAAGUCGUCAGAAAGAAAAGGGAAGACCAAGUCGAGAAAGACGAGCGGACAGCCAAAGAUCCCGACCACGCCAACUUCGUCCGCUGGUCACCAUCCACCGAAAUCGGAGACUUCAUCCGAGACGCCGCGCGAGGCAAAGAGUUCGCCGUCGAGGUUGAAGGAGCUCCCGAACCAAUCUACGUCGGCGUCCCGUCCUUUUCCGACCGAACAUACUACCUCCGCAUGCGACUGAGGAAGAUCUCCAAGCGGAUAUCGAAUAUGGCAGAUGUCAAACAGGAGUGCGACGAGCUGGCUCAUCGUGGAGCUAAGCAGGUCGCGCGACUGGGCUUUGGGGGUCUUCUUGGGUGGUGGGGAGCUGUUUACUAUUGCACGUUCUUGACGGACUUGGGAUGGGAUGUGAUGGAGCCGAACACACUGUACAAAGCGAAAGGAUUCGACUUGGCUUCAUGGGAGAUGCUGAUCGAAGAGGGAAAUCGGCUGCGGAGGGAGGUGAAGCUCGUUGCAGAGGAGUACGACGUCGAGUGGGACGAGAUGAAGGACGAGGGCGAAGAAAAGGUCAGGAAAGCACUGCAGAGUGAGAGGAAGAAGGCGGCAGGCGGGAAAGAUAAAGCGAAAGAGAAGGACGACGACGAUGAGAAGGACGAUUAGCAUGAACUCCCGAGAGUCUGGCGGCAUCAACUGGCAUCAUGGUGAGCAUGUUGGGGAUUUCCUGCAUCGAGUGCGCAUACCCUAUCGGCGGUCAGCAGCAUCAAUAUCUCUUGAACCUACCACAUUUUCAGAGAUGACUUCAAACUCGCAGGUCGGUUUAUGCUCACCAUUGUGCGCUUGUGGGCUGCGGAACGAUUGUAUUCUUGCAGCUUCUUCAUACUCAUCACAGCUUCGCAAGAGCACUCGACGGCAAGACGGCUUCAUUGCAUACAUCUCGCCCUUGCAGCGCUCGUCCGGUCGACAAGCCGCAAUGGGAACCGAAUCGAUACGACAUCCAGAUGAUCGCUGACUUGGAGUCCAACUUGGUCGGAGACUCUGGCUGCUUUUGGAAGUUUGCCG
This is a messenger RNA of Zymoseptoria tritici IPO323, 1830 nucleotides long. RefSeq lists its product as uncharacterized. The transcript has 2 exons. NCBI's taxonomy places the organism in Eukaryota, Fungi, Ascomycota, Dothideomycetes, Mycosphaerellales, Mycosphaerellaceae. Gene Ontology annotation, molecular function: uniporter activity; calcium channel activity. The coding region runs from base 52 to 1431 and encodes 459 amino acids. The record is from RefSeq and is a predicted model, not a curated record. Gene Ontology annotation, biological process: calcium import into the mitochondrion; mitochondrial calcium ion homeostasis. Gene Ontology annotation, cellular component: mitochondrial inner membrane; uniplex complex.